Molecule: messenger RNA, 400 nt
Organism: Paraglomus occultum
Lineage: Eukaryota; Fungi; Glomeromycota; Glomeromycetes; Paraglomerales; Paraglomeraceae
Source: the annotation of a GenBank genome assembly
GGUCCAAUUGAAGUUACUCAGCUGAAUUUAGGUGAAGAGUAUCCUAUGUUUAAUAACGCACGAAUACGGCCGUCCGAACAGCCAGGGAGAAUGCGUGUUGAAGUUGAUUGUGUUUUUACUGAUCAAAUCACGUUGGGCAUUGAUACGCAUAUAUUCAUAAAUUGGCCAAAGCCAAAAAUAGCCGUAUUGCCUAUUUCUAUGGUAGUAUCAGUAGUCAAGUUCUCGGCCACGAUGACUCUCGAGAUUGUAAACACGCAUCAGUCGACUUCUAUAGCGACAUCAGCCCUCCCUGACUUUGCUUUAUGCUUUGACGUACAGUCUCUCAUUGGCUCUUGUUCAAAGCUGGAAAGCGUACCCAAAGUGACUCAUAUAUUGACAUCCAAACUCCGCAACCUCUUUU